Esox lucius (northern pike) is the source of this 1005-nucleotide messenger RNA. It is a transcript of the gene c17h1orf50, whose product is annotated as chromosome 17 C1orf50 homolog. NCBI's taxonomy places the organism in Eukaryota, Metazoa, Chordata, Actinopteri, Esociformes, Esocidae. The record is from RefSeq and is marked provisional.
AGACACGGUUUGGACACACUUGGUUACAUACCAAAAAACCCAACGUAUGACUGAAUAUUUCGGAGAGGAUUUCAUUGCAGGUACAUCAAAAUCGCUACUGUGAAUUAAAUGGACAAAGCAAUAAGCCUUCCUAAUCAACCUGACAACACCACUAAAGUGGUGUUGGUGGAGAGAUGCAGCAAUCCCAAUGGGCUGGAACUGGUCAGCUCCUACCAGACCAAUCGAGUGGCAGACCCCAUGGACCUGGUUGCUCUGGCAACACAAGUACAGAGGGGAGAUGACUUUGUAAGAGCCAACGCCUGCAACAGACUUACUGUCAUUGCUGACCAAAUCAGAUACCUGCAGGAACAAGCCAGAAGGGUUUUGGAGGACGCCAAGAAGGACGCUGAGCUGCACCAUGCUGCCUGUAACGUAGUGAAGAAGCCAGGGAACAUGUAUUACCUGUAUGAACGGCCGUCGGGACAGAAAUACUUCUCAAUCCUCUCACCUCAGGAAUGGGGAGCCAGCUGCCCUCACAAGCCCUGUGGAGCAUUCAAGCUUCAGCAUGACAUGUCCUGGACUCCUAUUGACCUCGUUGAAAAGAAGGAUGCUGAGAUUGCUAUCAUGGACAAACUUCUAAGUCAACAGACAAAUCUUCCAUCCUGCUUAGAGCCCAACUUCGAGAACAUCUCCAAAUAAUGCUGCGAACCUGAAACUACUAGAAGACCAGAACUGGAACAGAACUUAUGAAUGUGUUUAAGAGGCCACACAUUUGAAUGAUGUUGAUGACAUACAAGUUCAUGUUUACUGGGCUGAACCAUAACUUGAGAAACACACUGUCCUACAGGCCGAGGUCCUUAUGUGAUUUAAUUUGUGUAAUGUGUUGGUUAAGAUGCUUCAUCGGUCCCUGCUGUUGCCUCCGGUGCACAUUCACUGCUACAGUGUGAGUUAGACAUUUGCCCGGUGCUUUUUCGGAGAAAAUUGCUUUUCUUUUUCCUUGCUGUCUAAUAAAGCAAAUGUCAUUUU